UCGCACGAGGGCAGUCGCGCCGGUAGCACGCCGCCCCGCGAGUCCGCUUCACGCAGCGCGUACGAUGACAGUGCCCCCGGUAGCUUUCUACACAACGGUACACGCGUAGGCCCCAUGUUUGCGAAUUCACGUUUUACCAAGAUUCCCGUAGCCUGACUUGAGUUGAAGGAUUGCGAAACUGUACAAGUGAAGUUUAUAAAUACAUUGGCAUUAGUGCGAAGUGACGCUCGAUCGAGAUGAGCGCGUGCAGCAAGUUUGCAGACUUUUGGAGGAACACUUGUGGAGCAGGCAUGUCUCUCGACGAAGGCAGACAGUCGCAGCGGCCGUACCGGUACGGUAUGGUGCUGCUAUGCGCCGGAGCGCUGAUCAACUGGCUAGGACUAGCAGAGGAUUACGCCGAGCCGGUGCGCUACGUGGGCGUGGCUUGCAUCGUGGCCGGCGCGUUGCUCAUCUGCGCCGCCAUGUGCUGCUGGCUGCAGUCGCCCGCGAGGCAGCCGCACAACGAGCGCUCCUCGCCUGACACACAUCAGAUCGACGACCCUAUCCACGUGAUAUCGAUGCCGGACGAGGAGACGAUGCAGCAGAAGCCGCCGGACUACGACACGGUGGCGGGCGCGCCGCCGACGUACGAUGACGCCAUCAAGCUGAACCCCGCGCGGCUGCUGCCCGCCACGAGCAGCGCGCACGUGCACACGCCGCUGCCGCCCGUGGACACGCCUUCCGUCAUCCCCGGCCAGCCCGACGAGCUCGCCCCCGUGCACCGCACGCAGAUCCCCAAAACCCCCCCUCCCCCCUACAGACCGACCCACGCCAUCAGAUGAACCGCGCCCAUGUGCUACUGUUACUUUAAAUCGACUGCUGUUUCAUGUGAUGGAACUUUAGGCUAAGGACUCGACUCGAGUCGAUAUUGAAGCCUCGGCAGUGCUACGGUAUUAUUUAUUGUACGUACAUAUCCGCGCAUGAAACGAUCGUUUGUGAGAUUGUCGAGCUUAGCGAUGCGUACUUAUGUGAUAUUAAGAAUGUAAUUAUUAAAUACUUAAUAUUAAUUACUGUACAUAAUAUUUUUUGUAAAGAAGAUUUUGUUGAAAGUAUCUUAGGAUAAGUUAUGAACCUCUUCCAAUUGUUAUUAGUAUGAUAUUUUCCUACAUAUGAAGUUGAGUUUAAAUUGUAUAAAAGCAAUAGUCAUGAGAUAAUGUGUGUAGGAGUGUCUCAGUUGAGCUGGGACGGGACAAGCAGCAGGCUGCCAGGGUGUGAAGCCCCAAGUAGGUGAACUGACGCAGUGUUCGAGCACACGAGGAAGACGAAGGCAAAA
Cydia amplana is the source of this 1312-nucleotide messenger RNA. RefSeq lists its product as uncharacterized. Lineage: Eukaryota; Metazoa; Arthropoda; Insecta; Lepidoptera; Tortricidae. The transcript has 3 exons. The record is from RefSeq and is a predicted model, not a curated record. Bases 237 to 821 code for a protein of 194 amino acids.